GAUGUUUAUAUUCAUUCAUUUUUGGUUCAUAACUUCAUAUGCAUGUUUAAUAUUGAAGAUUACAUUCAAACAGAACAGGCUUCUUUCACAAAUUUUUUUGUGAAGAAUUUUGGCGGGAAAAAAAAAGGUGACGGAUUUUUCAUGGACGUGUCUGUAGCUUUGUUGUUGUUCACUGGUGUGACUGUGUAUCUAUUGUGGUUUACUUUUAUCUCACGGUCGCUAAAGGGUCCACGUGUAUGGCCCUUAUUCGGUAGUCUUCCGGGCCUGAUCGAGAAUUCGGAUCGCUUGCACGAGUGGAUUGCUGAUAAUCUCCGGGCGUGUAACGGGACUUACCAGACGUGUAUCUGUGCAGUCCCGUUUCUGGCCCGGAAACAAGGGCUCGUGACCGUCACUUGUGACCCGAAGAAUCUCGAGCACAUACUCAAGACUCGGUUCGAUAAUUACCCGAAAGGGCCGACUUGGCAAGCGGUUUUCCAUGAUUUGUUGGGAAAGGGGAUCUUUAAUUCAGAUGGUGACACGUGGCUUCUCCAAAGGAAGACGGCGGCACUCGAGUUUACCACCCGGACACUUCGACAAGCCAUGGCUCGAUGGGUGACUCGAGCCAUUAAGAAUCGGUUCUGUCCGAUUCUGGAACGGGCUCAGGUCCAGUCUGAGCCCGUAGAUCUGCAAGAUCUUUUGUUACGGAUCACGUUUGAUAACAUUUGUGGGUUAGCUUUUGGUAAAGACCCGCAAACGUUAGCACCUGAGUUGCCUGAUAAUAGCUUUGCAUUGGCUUUUGAUCAGGCAACCGAGGCUUCGUUACAACGGUUUAUUUUACCGGAAGUUAUUUGGAAAAUGAGGAAAUGGCUCCGGCUUGGCUUGGAAGUCAGCUUGAGCCGAAGCCUUAUCCACGUGGAGGAUUACUUGUCAAGCAUCAUUAGUACACGUAGGCAUGAAUUAUCCACUCAGCUUAAAGACGGAAGCCUACAUGAUGACUUGUUAUCUAGGUUUAUGAGAAUGAAAGAAUCCUAUUCAGACAAGUUCUUGCAACACGUGGCACUCAACUUCAUCCUAGCUGGACGUGACACGUCAUCAGUCGCUAUGAGCUGGUUUUUUUGGUUGGUGAUUCAAAACCCAAAAGUGGAGGAAAAAAUCCUAAAGGAAAUUUCUACCGUCUUGCUGGAGACACGUGGCGAUGACGUGGCAAAAUGGACGGAUGAGCCGUUAGGUUUUGAAGAGGUGGACCAAUUGGUUUACUUAAAAGCAGCAUUAUCAGAGACCCUCCGGCUAUACCCGUCAGUGCCGGAGGACUCAAAACAUGUGGUCGCUGAUGAUGUAUUGCCUGACGGGACUUUUGUCCCGGCAGGCUCAUCAGUCACUUAUUCAAUAUAUUCCGCAGGUCGGAUGAAGUCAACAUGGGGCGAAGACUGUCUUGAGUAUCGUCCGGAGAGGUGGUUGUCUCCGGACGGUACAAAAUUCGUAAGGCAUGAUUCAUAUAGAUUUGUUGCAUUUAAUGCCGGACCAAGAAUUUGUCUAGGCAAGGAUCUCGCAUAUUUGCAAAUGAAGUCGAUAGCCGCAGCGGUGUUACUGCGCCACCGCCUCGCAGUGGUUCCGGGACACAAAGUGGAGCAAAAGAUGUCGUUGACAUUGUUCAUGAAGUAUGGGCUAAAAGUGAAUGUGUUUGAAAGGGAUUUGAAGGCAGUUAUGGAAAGUGUGAAGAAAGAAAAGGAAGGUGGCAAGUAGGUGACGGUGUAAGGGUGGCGCGGGUGGCGGUAGCGGUGGUUGGGGUUGUUUAAUGGCAGCUUUGAUUUAGUUUGUUGGGUUGGGUUGGGUUGAUUUUUAUCGGUAUAAAGUUUGAUGAGGUAGGUAUGAAUUUUGAAUACCAUUAAUUUACAGAUUUUGGGUCGUGGGGUGGAGCUUGUGCUUUGAAUAUGGUUCACAUGCAAUUUUCAUCUUUGUAGGUACAAUUUCAUUUACAGUUGUGCCAUUAUAGUCUUGUUUCAAAUAUGUUUUCAUCAGAAAAUAAAUAUAUCCAAGGUAAAUUUUUAAUCA
Molecule: messenger RNA, 2031 nt
Organism: Helianthus annuus (common sunflower)
Lineage: Eukaryota; Viridiplantae; Streptophyta; Magnoliopsida; Asterales; Asteraceae
Product: cytochrome P450 86A8
Exons: 2
Coding region: 43-1722 (559 amino acids)
Molecular function (GO): monooxygenase activity; heme binding; iron ion binding
Source: RefSeq, a predicted model, not a curated record